AUGGAAACCCGGAUUGGGGGAGACAGAGCUAAGGAGAUAACUGACCGUCUUCCUUUUGAUGGCGCUAUUCACACGGAGACAAUCGGUUUUGCUGGUGGCAUUUGGCUUCUCUGGAAUUCUGACAGGGUUGAGGUAACGCAUCUUGCCAAUACGGAGCAAGAGAUUCAUGUGGAAAUUAAGGUAUUACCUUCUAACUUAUCUUGGAUUUUUACGGCUGUAUAUGCUAGUCAUAGAUGUGUAGAAAGACAGAUUUUGUGGGAGAAUCUUUCUAAAGUUGCUAAACUUCAUAAUUUGCCUUGGAUUAUAGCUGGGGAUUUUAACGAGCCCCUUGUAGAUGAGGAUAAAUAUGGGGGUAGGCCAGUGAGCAUAUCUAGAUCUCUUCUAUUUAAAGAGUGUCUGGACAAAUGUAGUAUGGUGGAUAUGGGUUUUAAUGGGUCAAAAUAUACUUGGACUAAUAGAAGGGAGAUCAGUAGUCUUAUUCAAGAGAGAUUAGACAGGUUUUUUAUGAACCCCAGUUGGUGUCUGUUGUACCCGAAUGCUAAGGUGACGCACCUCACGAGGUGUCACUCGGACCAUUGCCCGGUUCUAAUGGAAACUAAUCCUAGAGGCCAAAUGUUUCUGAAUAGACCUUUUAAAUUUCAGAGCUUUUGGUUAUCCGAUCCUUCUUUUCCCUUUGUAGUAAAUCAGGCUUGGCGGCAACCUAGGAAGCUUAUGGAAGCAAUUGACUCUUUCGCCAAGCAAGCUACCCUGUGGAAUAAAAACCACUUCGGUAAUAUCUUUCAUAAGAAGAAGAGAAUCAUGACCCGGCUUGAUGGUGUUCAAAUGGCUUUGGCCUCGGAGCCUUCUGCCUCUCUAGUAAAUCUUGAGAACCAUCUUCUUAAGGAGUUGGAUGUUGUUUUGGAGCAAGAAAAGGAUCUGUGUGCACUAAAAUCCAGAAUUAACUAG
Quercus robur (English oak) is the source of this 945-nucleotide messenger RNA. RefSeq lists its product as uncharacterized. The transcript has a single exon. NCBI's taxonomy places the organism in Eukaryota, Viridiplantae, Streptophyta, Magnoliopsida, Fagales, Fagaceae. The record is from RefSeq and is a predicted model, not a curated record. Gene Ontology annotation, molecular function: catalytic activity. Bases 1 to 945 code for a protein of 314 amino acids.